GUGGCUCAGCAGGGUUUUGCAGCCGCCUGGCUACAGCGCUUCAGUGCGGGGCGGGAGCUCAGAGAACCGCGGCCCGGAGCCGGGAGCCGGGGGAGCCCGCUGCCGGCCGAGCUGCGGCGGCCGUAUUUAGGGCGAUCUAGGUCCUAUCGACACUGUGGCCGGCGCUCGGAGGCUUCUGUAUCCGCCCGGUCCUAGGGAGGAGAGGACCAGACACUUUUAUUUUGGAUGAAAGGCUCGGGUCCUGGCGGGAGCUUCUUCCCGGCCUGGCUCGCGGCUCAGUGAGCCCUAGCUCUGGCCCCGACUCCAGAAGAUGACUUCAGGUUCCGCCGUGUAUCUACCAGUGGCUCGGGGAGGCCGGCGAAAGUAGUGACACUUGGUGGUAACGCCAGGUGGGAAAGUGAGCUUAGGCGACGAGGAGCCCCACUGUCCCCGAGGACCCCAGUGCCCACAGCUUCUUUCCUUCCCUUCCCCUCGGCUCCACCACGGCUGCAGCAUGAAGUGGCGCAGCGAUGGCCAGGAGAGGUAAGAAGCCGGUGGUGCGAACGCUGGAAGAUCUGACGCUGGACUCGGGUUAUGGUGGCGCGGCGGACUCUGUGCGCUCCUCCAACUUGUCUCUGUGCUGUUCUGACUCGCACCCGGCGUCCCCGUAUGGCGGGAGCUGCUGGCCGCCUCUAGCUGACUCCAUGCACAGCCGGCACAACAGCUUUGACACUGUCAACACUGCCCUGGUGGAGGACUCCGAGGGGCUGGACUGUGCCGGUCAGCACUGCUCGCGGCUGCUGCCGGACCUCGACGAGGUCCCCUGGACCCUCCAAGAACUGGAGUUGCUGCUGCUGCGCUCGCGGGAUCCCCGGGCAGGCCCAGCGGUCCCCGGCAGCCUGCCCAAGGACGCGCUGGCCAAGCUCUCCAUGCUGGUAAGCCGGGCUCUGGUGCGCAUCGCUAAAGAGGCGCAGCGCCUGAGCCUGCGCUUCGCCAAGUGCACCAAGUACGAGAUCCAGAGUGCCAUGGAGAUCGUGCUGUCCUGGGGCCUGGCAGCUCACUGCACCGCUGCCGCUCUGGCCGCGCUGUCCCUCUAUAACAUGAGCAGCGCUGGCGGCGACCGCUUGGGCCGUGGCAAGUCGGCUCGCUGCGGCCUCACCUUCUCCGUGGGCCGCGUGUACCGCUGGAUGGUGGACAGCCGCGUGGCGCUGCGCAUCCACGAGCAUGCCGCCAUCUACCUGACCGCCUGUAUGGAGAGUCUCUUCCGGGACAUCUACUCGCGGGUGUUGGCCUCCGGGCUACCUCGUAGCUGUAGCGGUCCCGGCCCUGGCUCUAGCUCCGGUUCUGGCCCAGGCCCCGGCUCAGGCCCGGGAGCCCCUGCAGCGGAUAAAGAGCGCGAGACGCCGGGAGGGGGAGCGGCGAGCGGUGGCCCUUGCAGCGCAGCCAGCAGCGCCAGCGGGGGCAGUAGUUGUUGCGCCCCGCCAGCCACGGCGGCGACCAUAGUCCCGCCAGCCACAGCCACCGCUGCCGCCGCCGCCAACCAUCAUCACCACCACCACACGCUUCACGAAGCGCCCAAAUUCACCGUGGAGACCCUGGAGCACACGGUCAACAACGACUCGGAAAUCUGGGGGCUCUUGCAGCCCUACCAGCACCUCAUCUGUGGGAAGAACGCUAGCGGUGUGCUGAGCCUGCCAGAGAGCCUGAACCUGCACCGAGACCCACAGCGGCCCAGCAAGCCGGGAGAGCUACCCAUGUUCAGUCAGUCGGAGCUGAGGACCAUCGAGCAGUCCCUGCUGGCCACGCGGGUGGGCAGCAUCGCCGAGCUCAGUGACCUUGUGUCCCGGGCGAUGCACCACCUACAGCCCCUCAAUGCGAAACACCACGGCAAUGGCACACCCCUGCACCACAAGCAGGGGGCGCUCUACUGGGAGCCGGAAGCCCUGUACACGCUCUGCUAUUUCAUGCACUGCCCGCAAAUGGAGUGGGAGAAUCCCAACGUGGAACCUUCCAAGGUCAACCUCCAGGUGGAAAGGCCCUUCCUCGUGCUGCCCCCUCUGAUGGAGUGGAUCCGAGUGGCCGUGGCGCACGCCGGCCACCGCCGCAGCUUUUCUAUGGACAGCGACGAUGUCCGCCAAGCCGCCCGGCUGCUGCUGCCGGGAGUGGACUGUGAGCCGCGCCAGCUCAAGGCGGAUGACUGCUUUUGUGCUUCUCGGAAGCUGGACGCAGUGGCCAUCGAAGCCAAGUUCAAGCAAGACUUGGGCUUCCGGAUGCUGAACUGUGGACGAACCGACCUAGUGAAGCAGGCAGUGUCUUUGCUGGGGCCGGAUGGAAUCAACACCAUGAGCGAACAGGGCAUGACCCCCUUGAUGUACGCCUGCGUCCGUGGGGACGAGGCAAUGGUGCAGAUGCUGCUGGAUGCCGGAGCUGACCUGAAUGUGGAGGUUGUCAGUACUCCUCAUAAAUAUCCAUCCGUCCACCCUGAGACCCGCCAUUGGACGGCUCUGACUUUUGCUGUGUUGCAUGGACAUAUUCCUGUAGUUCAGCUCCUCCUGGAUGCCGGGGCCAAGGUGGAAGGCUCAGUAGAACAUGGCGAGGAGAACUAUUCAGAAACUCCUCUCCAGCUUGCAGCGGCUGUUGGAAAUUUUGAGCUGGUUAGUUUGCUGUUGGAACGUGGUGCGGAUCCCCUGAUAGGAACCAUGUACAGGAAUGGAAUUUCUACAACCCCCCAGGGUGAUAUGAACUCUUUCAGCCAGGCCGCAGCCCAUGGACACAGGAAUGUGUUCCGCAAACUGCUCGCUCAGCCAGAGAAGGAGAAGAGUGAUAUCCUGUCCCUGGAGGAGAUUCUGGCUGAGGGGACUGACCUGGCAGAAACAGCCCCGCCCCCCUUGUGUGCCAGCCGCAACAGCAAGGCCAAACUGAGGGCCCUGAGGGAGGCCAUGUAUCACAGCGCUGAGCAUGGCUACGUGGAUGUCACAAUUGAUAUCAGGAGUAUAGGUGUCCCAUGGACUCUGCACACGUGGCUGGAGUCGCUUCGGGUUGCCUUCCAGCAGCAUCGCAGGCCUCUCAUCCAGUGUUUGCUCAAGGAGUUCAAGACCAUUCAAGAGGAGGAGUACACAGAGGAACUCGUCACCCAAGGCCUGCCCCUCAUGUUUGAGAUCCUAAAAGCAAGCAAGAAUGAAGUGAUCAGCCAGCAGCUGUGCGUCAUCUUCACACACUGUUAUGGUCCCUACCCCAUUCCCAAGCUCACAGAGAUCAAGAGGAAGCAGACCUCACGCCUGGACCCUCAUUUUCUUAACAAUAAAGAAAUGUCUGACGUGACCUUUCUGGUAGAAGGAAGACCUUUCUACGCUCACAAAGUACUGUUGUUCACAGCCUCUCCCAGGUUCAAGGCCCUCCUCUCCAGCAAGCCAACAAAUGACAACACCUGCAUAGAGAUUGGCUACGUGAAGUACCCCAUUUUCCAGCUGGUCAUGCAGUAUCUCUACUACGGUGGCCCAGAAUCACUUCUCAUUAAAAACAAUGAAAUCAUGGAGCUUCUGUCUGCCGCCAAAUUUUUCCAACUGGAGGCUCUGCAGCGACACUGUGAGAUUAUCUGUGCAAAAAGCAUCAAUACUGACAACUGUGUGGAUAUCUACAGCCACGCCAAGUUCCUUGGGGUGACGGAGCUCUCAGCGUACUGUGAAGGCUACUUUCUUAAAAAUAUGAUGGUCCUUAUUGAAAAUGAAGCAUUCAAGCAGCUCCUGUACGACAAAAAUGGCGACGGGACGGGCCAGGAUGUGCUCCAGGACUUACAGAGGACGUUGGCCAUUAGGAUUCAGUCCAUCCACCUGUCGUCUUCCAAGGGUUCUGUGGUAUGAGAUGCCCCAUCAGGCAACACUUCCCAGGAGCAAGGUUUCUGGUUCCCUCCUGCACUGACGCCACAAAAACACACAAAUUGUUCCCGGUGUCUGUCUGUACUGGGCCAAGGAGCUGCCUCCACUGCCUCAGCAUCUCUCCGGUCAGUGAACCUGGCUUCCAUGUGCUCCUGAGUGAACAACCUUCAUGAGUCUGCAGGUUAGAUUGUAGCAGAGGCUAGACCCUGCAGGCCAGCUCACAGCAGCCAAGCCACCUCCAGUGCCCAGGAGCCAUGGACACCUGCUGCCGAGGACCAUGAUCUAACAGAUGGACCAAGGCUUAAAGAGCCCUCUGCUUCCUGGUUGACUAAUGAAAAGCUCAAUGGUGUGACCUUGAAAAGCAUCACGUCACACACGAAUGACCUUGGAGGCUGUACUUGCUCAGGCAUCAGCCGCAGCGGCGAGUUGUUGAUGCUGUUGCCCAGCAGGAGGAAAUCACAUGGCAAAAUUUUUAGGGGUGGGAACUUUUUAAAAAUGUUCAUGUACAACAAACACAGAGCAGUCUCGUAGUUUCGAAUAUAUUUCUAAAAGCUUAACAGUUCAUUUUCAACCGGAUUGUGUUUAGGGAAUCUGUGUUUGGGGUUCUUUUCAUUUUUUUAGACAGUGAGUUGCAGGUCCAUGCCGAGUAAACUGGCAUCCGACAAGUUCCUGGUGAUAGUAUUCAAGGUCACAUGUUCCUGCCUUAGUGAUUCGAUCAUGGCUCCACAAAAGAGGUGCACUGCCAGUUAUCUCUAGUUAUCUCGAGUCCAAUAGUUGACAAUAACCUGCAUGCUGAUUGUGGUCUGGGGGUGAGAUUAGGGCACCCCUACAUAACGAAACAUGCAUUUGCAUGGACCAAACCUGUACAACACCAUGUUUGUGCUUUUUUUUUGUUUGGUUGGUUUUGGGGGUGUUUUGUUUUGUUUUGCCAAAGUAAGAUAUGUUCUCUCACUUUGCUAAAAGCCCAUUUGGUGAAACAAACAUAUCUGUUUCUUUUCCUGAUCAUGAAUGGCUCUGGGGAUACUUUUGCAGAAACAUGUUCAUUUCUGAUACUGAAUGGGGGUGGGGGAGCACGUCAGGGAAUCUACUAUUAAUCUCAGAGCUUUAUCUGUAUUCUCAGAAGACUGUAUUCUCAGAAGAUGUUCAUAGUUUGUUACUAGCCAGAGAGUAUGACUAUGUUAGAUUAUUUUUAAAGAUGAAAAGUGUAAGAUAGGCUUGACACACUCUGGAUUCUGAGAGUGUGCAGUCUACAAUUCUCUAUGAUGAAAGUUUAUAUUGACAGGGUUAUGUUUACUCUGCCAUAUAAUAUAUAUACUUAUAUGUAUAUAUAUGCAAACGAGAUUGGUAAAGUGCCACAAUACUCCAAAUAAUUCUUGAGUUGCGGCCUUUUUUUUUCCUCAUUCUUUAUUUUUAAUCCUAGAUACGUUAAGGUAAAAGCUAGGAGAAUGGCUCUGGGAUGGCCACGUUUUGUUGAUAACCCCAUUUCCUAGCAUGAUUUUGGGAAGUUGCGCCAAACCCUAGAGUCUAAAGGAACUUGUACCCUUUGCCUGCUGUCCUGCCCCGUCAACACCUGUCAAGGACCCGUGCCAAGUCUUGUUUCAUGGGCGUGGUGUGCGAGGUACCCAGUUUGAGUCUGUCUGCUGCAGCACCAACUCCUUUGUGAUGCAGGUCCCUGAGGCCUCUCUCUUUCAUGUAGUCAUUCAUGAGCCUACCCAGCCCUACCACCAGAUGAGGAUGGGAGCAACUGCUUGAGGUGACAGCCAAGCCACAGAGACACAAGGGUGACACGCUGUCGCUUGCCUUCAGGGCUGCUGCUCUCUAACCUAACUGGUUCUCUGUGGAUGUCUAACGCUCUCUGAACCUCCAGGGGUUGAUCUGUACAUUGGUAACUCCCACCUAGACUUCUGUUCAGUUUGGUGUGCUUUCUCUGCCAUUAAAAGAAAUUAUUCCCCAC
Molecule: messenger RNA, 5808 nt
Organism: Arvicanthis niloticus (Nile rat)
Lineage: Eukaryota; Metazoa; Chordata; Mammalia; Rodentia; Muridae
Source: RefSeq, a predicted model, not a curated record